AACGUGCUGAGCUCCCGGAUCGCCGGGCAGUACCGAUUGACGUCACCGAUAGGCGGCCAAGAUGGUUGUCAAUGUUGAUAAGUGGUUUAGUUACUCGGGGGAUCUGCAGUGAUAACGUUGCGUCUCAAUACAGGAGUUCCGUGCGACUAGCGUUAUGUCCGUUAAGUAAGGGCUUGUCUUCCUCCGGUCCGGUGAGGAUCCGCGCGUUGGGUCGAUCGCUGCGUGAGGGAUGGCGGACAGCGAGGAUGCGGAGCAGGAGACACGACGUGCUCUGGACUACGUACAGUCCAUGAUUGACAUCUCCGCCGAUCGACUCGAGGGCUUGCGGACCCAAUGCUCCACCAGCGCGGAGCUCACCCAGCAGGAGAUAAGGACGCUCGAGGGAAAAUUAAUAAAACUGUACUCUAAACAACUCGUGACAAAGGCCAAAUUGGCCGAUUCAUUACCGGCAGAGAUGAGACAAUAUCCAUCAUUACAACAAUGGUUGCGGGUAGUUGGUCUCAACCAGGAAUCGAUUCAGAUGGUUUGUUCCAAAGCUAAUUCCCUUGAGGCUCUGAAAGAGAAGUCUGAGCAUGAAUUAAGUAGCAUGUUAGGUGAAAAUAAUGUGCGACAUGAGGAGGAACAUCGUAGGCUCUGCCGAGCAUUGCAUAAUUUACGACGAUAUACGGAUGUUCUUCUGAGAGGAGAUAUGGAUAAUAGUGAUAUGAAUUUGUACUGGGAUUCUUGGGAUAGGCAUCAUUUACGCACGGGAGCUUCCCCUAGACCUAUUCGAUCUCGUACUACACGGUGUUCCGUUCCAUCAGAAGAUAGCAUUCCAUAUCAUAAUAAUAACAAUCUGAACAGUGAUAUAUUAGCACAAGCUUCUUCUGUAAUCUCUUUGAUGUCAACUAGUCCUCCCUGUACUCCUCCAUUACCAAGACAAGGAUAUGGAAUUAAAUUCUCAACAACUCCUCCUCCAUUCAAGAAGCAUCAGAUAGGUGUGCAGAACAGCACAUCACAACCCGAAGUGUUUCCAUUAACUAAGUCAAAAUCUCAUGAAUCGCAAUUAGCAAAUCGUUUUGAAAAUAUGCAUCUUGAUAAUGAUGAUACAUCAUCUAGUUCUGGAAAUGACUCUUCUGUAAGAAGAAGAAAUUGUCAACCAACAGAACCAAGUCUACCAAGUUCAUGCUGUAGUACAACAGACUCUGGGAAAGGAGAAAGUCUCUUGCCAAACAGUAAUAGUCCUAUUAAAUCACCACCUUACUCUAGUGCAGAAAGUGAUGAUAACAGUUUUAAGGGAACAGUAUCAAGUCUCCAAGUGCCAAAAUCUCCACGUACUCCGACUGUGACCCGUGGUAUGGGUCAUAUAAUUGCUCACCGCUUUACCAAAACUUUUAACAUGAUGACAACAUGCGACUAUUGCGACAAGCAAAUGUUUAUGGGCACUACUUUAAAAUGCAAGGAAUGUAAAUAUAAGUGUCAUCGAGAAUGCGAAUCCAAAGUACCACCCUCAUGUGGCCUACCUCAAGAACUCUUUGAUGAGUUUAAACGAUCUGUUAUUACGCAAAAUGACGGUAUGAUAAAUGCUUCCCCGAUAUUAAGCAAGCCUGGUAUAACAUCUCCGAAUCACCACAACUCAAAUUUAUUAGCUUCUUUAAAUCGAAGGGAUCGAAGACGAUCACAUGCACACUCUUCUAUGAAUAUACCUUUUCAGGGCGCAGAUUCUAGUUCAAAUACCUCGAGCUGUAACAGCUCAACGCCUUCUAGUCCAGCAUUGCUAUCUGCCAAUACUAGCCAGACUCCACAGGCCCCUGUCAAACAGCAAUUCCAUUUUCCAGUUAUCCUGGUUUCAGAUGUACUGAAUGAAAAAGGAGUGACAUUGGAAACACACAGAUUUGAAGGUACGACUAUGUCAAGUGAUAGUGACAGGACGGUAAGUGUUUCGGGAUCUGGCAGUGUCAGCACAGAUUCAGAAAGGACACCAGUGAGAGUUGAUUCUCAGGAUUCUCAAGUUUCUGAUAAUGAAAUAGCUUCGGAAAUGAGUCGUUGGCCUCGACAAAAUAGUUUGUCGAUGCGAGAGUGGGACAUUCCAUAUGACGAAUUGAAGAUCGGAGAACCAAUUGGAACAGGAAGAUUUGGUACGGUAUACCGAGGCAAUUGGCACGGAGAUGUUGCAAUUAAAGUCUUGAAUAUGGAUUAUUAUUUGGACGAUGAUAAGAUAUUAGAAGCAUUCAAAUUAGAGGUAGCCACAUUCCGAAAAACUCGACACGAAAAUCUAGUUUUAUUUAUGGGAGCUUGUAUGAAACCUCCUCGAUUGGCUAUAGUGACUAGUAUGAGUAAAGGCAUGACACUUUAUACUCAUAUUCACUUACGAAAAGAUAAAUUUACUAUGAAUAAAACUACUAAUAUAGCUCAACAGAUUUCUCAGGGUAUGGGAUAUCUUCAUGCUCGUGGAAUAGUACACAAGGAUCUUAAGAGCAAAAACAUAUUUUUAGAAAAUGGAAAAGUUGUAAUCACAGACUUUGGUCUGUUCAGCGUUACCAAGUUGUGCUAUGGAAAUAGGAAGGGAAAUGGAUUGAGUAUACCACCUGGCUGGUUGUGUUACUUAGCACCUGAGAUUGUUCGACGAUUGAGACCGCAACAAAACCGGGAUCAGGAAGAGUUACCAUUUACAGCUGGUUCUGAUGUUUAUGCAUUUGGGACUGUCUGGUAUGAGUUAUUAUGUGGUGAAUGGCCUUUUAAAGGCCAACCUCCCGAAGCUAUUAUUUGGCAAGUCGGGAAAGGAAUGAAACAACCUUUAGCAAAUUUGCAAGCUUCCCGCGAUGUAAAGGACAUUUUGAUGCAUUGCUGGUCAUACCACGCAGAAAAUCGACCCGAUUUUGCGAAGCUAUUAACUACACUUGAAAAGCUGCCUCGCAAAAGGUUAGCACGUAGUCCCUCUCAUCCUAUACAUCUUUCUCGUUCUGCAGAAUCUGUGUUUUGAACACAUUUAAGUCUAUUUAAAUACGCUGUUGUUCUCGUAGUGUAAAUAUAGAACUGUGCAAUUAUUGCCAGGUCUUUGUUCGUGAAAAGUAAAAUAAAAAUCACUGAAAGGUUU
Linepithema humile (Argentine ant) is the source of this 3076-nucleotide messenger RNA. It is a transcript of the gene ksr, whose product is annotated as kinase suppressor of ras. Gene Ontology annotation, cellular component: cytoplasm. Lineage: Eukaryota; Metazoa; Arthropoda; Insecta; Hymenoptera; Formicidae. Gene Ontology annotation, biological process: protein phosphorylation; Ras protein signal transduction. The record is from RefSeq and is a predicted model, not a curated record. Gene Ontology annotation, molecular function: protein kinase activity; ATP binding.